Messenger RNA from Penaeus monodon (black tiger shrimp), 765 nucleotides. RefSeq names its product H/ACA ribonucleoprotein complex subunit GAR1-like. The transcript has 2 exons. Lineage: Eukaryota; Metazoa; Arthropoda; Malacostraca; Decapoda; Penaeidae. The record is from RefSeq and is a predicted model, not a curated record. The coding region runs from base 1 to 765 and encodes 254 amino acids.
AUGAAAUUCAUCGGUCUACUAUUAUCACUAGUAGUUGCUGCUUCGGGGGCACCUCGAGGGUACAACGUCGGUGCAGGCCUUACAUACGGACCCGGAUCCACUGAUGGUGGUGCAGGAACAGCCGGUGGAGGAGGUACAGCGACUGGAUGCCAAGAAGGAGAUGUCCUACACGUAGAUGGGACAUGUAUAACUCCUGAAGUUACAAGAAAGGUCUAUUUAUUUAAUGUUCCUGAACAAGUGAGACCCGUUGGUCCAGCACCUAGUAUUCCUCCUCCAGAAGUGGACCACAAAAUCUUGUUCGUGCGCCUUCCUGAGGAAGCACCUGCACCUGACCCCAUCGUACUUCCCCCAUCAAGGCAAAACAACAUCGUCUAUGUACUCAACACGCAAGAAGAACAAGUUCAACGAGUGAUCGAAGUACCAGCUCAGCCACAAGCUGAUCCCGAGAUUUACUUCGUCAACUAUCAAGAUGGCGAGAAUCCGACCCUUCCCUUAGGAGUAGAUCUUGAAACUGCUCUCAGCGCCGCUGCCGCGGCCGGUGGUCAGAUUCUAGGAGGCGUCGAUGAGGCUGAUGGAGCAUCCGGAUUUGGUGGUGUGGGUGGAUUAAGAGGUCCAGGUGGAAUUACAGAAGGUAAUGGUCUCGGGAGUGUAAAUGGAUUUGGUGGUGUUAAUGGAGCUGGUGUUGGUGGAGGAGUUAAUGGCGGGGCGGGAGAGUUCCAGACUGGCUUCAGGGGUAGACCAGCGGGCCUUUACACUACGCCCUAG